AGUUUAUAUGUUUGUCGACAUAUUAAAGACUAUAAGAUAUUAGUCUGCGGAGGGGACGGAACGGUCGGUUGGGUUCUUCAAUGUCUGGAUAACGUGGGCCAGGAUUCCGAGUGCCAAUCGCCUCCCUGUGCUAUCGUCCCACUGGGCACGGGCAACGACUUGGCGCGAGUUCUGCGUUGGGGUCCGGGCUAUACCGGUCAAGAGGACCCGGUCUCUGUGCUAAAGGACGUGAUCGACGCCGAAGAGAUCCGGUUAGACCGGUGGACAGUUGUGUUCCACUCGGAUGAGGCCACCAAACAGAUGGAGGAGAAGCCCGGCCUCCCGGCCAACAGUUCCGGCUCCACAUCGGAAGACAAUACGGCUAUCUUUGUGAUGAACAACUACUUCGGACUCGGAAUAGACGCCGAUCUCUGUCUUAGUUUCCAUAACGCGCGCGAAGAAAAUCCCGAUAAGUUUAACAGCAGAUUGCAUAACAAAGGAGUGUAUGUGAAGACUGCGCUCAAGAAGAUGGUGAGUCGGAAGGUGUGGAAAGACUUGCAUAAAGAGAUCCGACUCGAAGUGGACGGAAAGGUCGUUAAUUUGCCGACCGUCGAGGGCAUCAUUAUAUUAAACAUAUUGAGUUGGGGGUCCGGUGCCAAUCCAUGGGGGGUUGAAAAAGACGAUCAAUUCUCGCGGCCUAACCAUUACGACGGUAUGUUAGAAUGGGCGUUAAUGGUGUUGUCCAUAUGGGCCAAAUACAAAGUGAUUAGGAUCCGAUUGAACACUGAUAUGCCGGUGCAGGUGGACGGCGAGCCAUGGAUUCAAACACCCGGUGAAGUUGUUAUACUAAAGUCAGCCCUAAAGGCAACUAUGCUUAGGAAGUCCAAAAUGAAGCGACGAAACACUGAGCCAUCCCUCACAUCAUCGGAAAAGUCUAAAUCAGAUAUUAUAUCAUCAGAAAAGACUUCAAUCACCGAAAAGUCCGAUGAAUGAAGUCUAUAGUUAUUAGGAAUACAUAAACAAACAAAAUAUUAUUUUUUCCCGUUUUUCGCAUUUUUUAUUUCGGAAACAUUUCGUUUGAUAUUAUCAACGAUUCAUUUAUAACGACAAACUCUCUCAU
This is a messenger RNA of Oppiella nova, 1099 nucleotides long. The record is from the annotation of a GenBank genome assembly. NCBI's taxonomy places the organism in Eukaryota, Metazoa, Arthropoda, Arachnida, Sarcoptiformes, Oppiidae.